GGGGGCGGAUGACAGAGGCAGGAUGGUUUAUAGGGAGCUGGAGCUCAGGAAGCUGCAUCCCAGCUGCAGAGAUUGCUUAAUUCCAGCUGCACCAGAGGCACUGGCUGGGUCCCUUUCCCAGGGUAGGUCGGUGCAUUUGGGACCAGUCUCGAGGUCACAUCCACCUUCCCCGCCCCACCGCACAGGGACACGCCAAGCCCAGUGACCAUGCGGCCCACAGUGUCCAUCGCUCUGAUCCUUGUGGCUUUGACGGUCCUGGCAGACUCUGCUCAGGUUGAACCGACAGAGCCAACCCUGACCCAAAAGUUUGAGAAGUUCCAGAACAAGCUGCAGGCCUUUGCUGAGAGCAUUGCAGAUAAAACCAAAGCUGCCUUCCAAGAACUGCAUCACAGGGAGUUCAGCGAAAAGGCCCGGAACUGGUUCUCUGAGCAGUUCCAGAACUUAAAGGAGAAGUUCAAUGAGAAGUUUUCCAGUGACUGAUCUGACUGAGACGGUUUUUCUGCAAAGCGCACAGGCAAUUCCUGGGGUACUGGUCCCCUUGAAGAGAUCAUGCUGGGAGGGGAACCCAGAGUUGACACCCAAGUUCUGGUUUUCUAUUGCUUUUGUUGUAGCCAUGAAUAAAUGCUCAUUGCCUUA
This is a messenger RNA of Gopherus flavomarginatus (Mexican gopher tortoise), 636 nucleotides long. Its product is annotated as apolipoprotein C-I-like. NCBI's taxonomy places the organism in Eukaryota, Metazoa, Chordata, Testudines, Testudinidae. Gene Ontology annotation, cellular component: high-density lipoprotein particle; very-low-density lipoprotein particle; extracellular region. Gene Ontology annotation, biological process: negative regulation of very-low-density lipoprotein particle clearance; negative regulation of cholesterol transport; negative regulation of lipid catabolic process. The record is from RefSeq and is a predicted model, not a curated record. The coding region runs from base 208 to 480 and encodes 90 amino acids. Gene Ontology annotation, molecular function: phospholipase inhibitor activity; fatty acid binding. The transcript has 4 exons.